Messenger RNA from Blepharisma stoltei, 849 nucleotides. Lineage: Eukaryota; Ciliophora; Heterotrichea; Heterotrichida; Blepharismidae. The record is from the annotation of a GenBank genome assembly.
AUGCUAACACCAAAUAUGGAAGAUCAAAUACUCAGCUCAGCUGUUUUUCACAAAAGAAAGUUUUCCCCUUUGCCUGAGAGUGAUUUUGGAGAUACCAAGAGAUCUAAAAAAGUGAAAUUUGUGGAUGAAAAAGAGAAAGCAAGCAAAAAUGAGAUGCCAAACUCAUCCGCCUUUUCAGAUAUGCUCAAUCUUAGCAACACAACAGUUCCAGUGCCUUUUGUUUUCAGAACUGAGCUGAGAAGUAAGCUAUCUACAAAGGCAGCAGACAUCAAAAGUGAAGAAAAUUUAGCAUUAAGGCCAAAAUUCAAAGCUCGGAAAAUUCCAAAAUCUGUUUAUUACCCCAAAAUCCUUAAAAUUUCCUCAGAUAAGCCCUUGACUCAGCCUGUAUCUUUGAGAUUUCAUUUAGAUUCCAGAGCAGGCCGGCAUAAGCCAGCUGAAAAAGAAGAUAUGGCACACAUUCAAGAGUUCAAAGCAUUGCCGCUGAACAAAAAAAUACUUGAAAAGCCUGAUUUUCAGUAUAAAAAAUCUGAAAUCAAAACAACAGUCCCUAAAGAAUUUAACUUUGAGACAGCAAAAAGGGCUAAAAUAUAUGGAGAAUUUGAGCAAAGUGAGAGUAAAACUGACAAAUCUUUUGACUCAUCUUCAUUUCUCGUUGCAAAAGUAAGUGCAAAGUUAUCAAAUAGCUUUAGUUUUCAUAACUGUGAAAAAAUUGAAAUAGCUAAUCCUGAUGAAUCUAAUAAAGAAAAUGAAUGCCUAGGCCAAGAACUCACAGCUAUCAGAUCUUGCCGCGAUGCUAUUAAAAAUAUAGGUUUUGAAAAUCUCGUUUCUAAAGAAAAUGAAAUUAAUUAA